AUGGCUAACGUUUCGGCGUUAUCGCCUUCGUCAGAGCCUGGAAAAUUCAAAGCCAUUAGUGAUUUAUCCCCUCAAGCGCCUCCUCACCCUACAGAAUGCGUCCAAACGAAAGCGGUCGUGGAAGCCUUGGACAACCAAGGCGUCCCUACUCAGUAUAUAAAGGUACUUCGAGAGUUGUACAGUAACUUCACGACCGGAAUUUCGCCAUUCUACAAGAACAUCAUCAUUGACGUGAAGAGGGGGGUCCGACAGGGUGAUACAAUCUCACCAAAAAUAUUCACAGCCACCGUCGAGAAAGUAAAGGGAAAGUUUGAAUGGGACCACAUGGGAGUGAAGUUUGAUGGUCGGCAGCUACACCACUUGCGCUUUGCUGAUGACAUCGUACUGUUAACACCUAGCAUCAGCCAAGCGGAACGAAUGCUCACCGAAUUCGACGAAACAUGUGGAUGCAUCGGUCUUCAGCUGAAUCUGCAAAAGACGAUGUUCAUGCGCAACGGAUGGGUCUCGGAUGCCCCAACUACGCUCAACGGAACGAACAUGUCUGAAUGCACCAGCUACGUUUAUCUGGGUCGGGAAUUGAACAUGAUGGACGAUCUGAUCCCCGAGCUGGGCAGGAGGAGACGAGCGGAUCGGAAAGCGUACAAAAGCAUCGAGGAUGUAGUGAAGAAGACCAGGAACAUCCGGCUCCGUGCGCACCUCUUCAACACCACCGUGCUUCCUGUUUCUUACUGUGCUUCGGAAACACGGGCAUUUCGCAAGCAGGAAGAAAACGCGGUGAAGUAG
Necator americanus (New World hookworm) is the source of this 783-nucleotide messenger RNA. RefSeq lists its product as uncharacterized. The coding region runs from base 1 to 783 and encodes 260 amino acids. The transcript has 2 exons. The record is from RefSeq and is a predicted model, not a curated record. NCBI's taxonomy places the organism in Eukaryota, Metazoa, Nematoda, Chromadorea, Rhabditida, Ancylostomatidae.